CGUCAUCACCUUUCCCUGCUAUCCCAUAUCCAUCACGCAAAUUAGAAUAAACGGAAGAAAACGGAAAAGGUGGGGGAAGUCGUCAAGAGCUCCGAUCCCAGCUACCCGUCGAUCGAUCGACUCCGGUUACUCCCGAAUCUGCGGAGACGAGCCCGGGCUACCACGUCAUCACCUUUCCCUGCUAUCCCAUAUCGGAUGAAGGGAACCCCGCGGCGCGAGGCGAGCUCGAGGUGAUGAAUUGUUACGGUUUAUGGACGGAGCAAGCAAGGAGCCUCUCCACAAGGACUACUACAAAGUUCUGGAGGUUGACUAUGAUGCAUCUGAUGACACGAUCAAAUUGAGUUAUAGAAGAUUAGCUUUGAUGUGGCAUCCAGAUAAGCAUAAGGGGGAUAAUGAUGUCACAGCUAAAUUUCAGGAGAUUAAUGAAGCAUACAAGGUUUUAAGUGAUCCAGCUAAGCGAUUAGAAUAUGACCUUUCCGGCUGUUAUGAGAUCAAUCAAUAUACUUUGCGUGAGUACCUAACAAGAUUUAAGGGCAUGAUACUUACCUGCAAUGGCCUUGGCAUAGAUCACAACUCAAAAUGGGCUCGACAUUUGAGGGAAUUGAAGCCCCAUUGAUCAACAGGUACAGAUGUACUAUCACUGAUGCUCAUCAGAUUUACUACUGUACUUUGUUAAAUACGCUGUGAAGUGUCACAUACAAUGGCACUUUGCCCCUUUCUGCCAAAAGAGAUCCAUGUAUACACUAUUUCCAGUUCUCUUAUUGGUGACUGACUGGUCGUGAAUACAAAAUUAGCUCCUUUCUCAAUAUAAGCGCAGUCCAAAAGAAGCUAAA
Messenger RNA from Panicum virgatum (switchgrass), 833 nucleotides. RefSeq names its product chaperone protein DnaJ-like. The record is from RefSeq and is a predicted model, not a curated record. The coding region runs from base 251 to 616 and encodes 121 amino acids. Gene Ontology annotation, cellular component: nucleus; cytoplasm. Lineage: Eukaryota; Viridiplantae; Streptophyta; Magnoliopsida; Poales; Poaceae. The transcript has 6 exons.